Messenger RNA from Aspergillus bombycis, 1563 nucleotides. RefSeq names its product cytochrome P450. The record is from RefSeq and is a predicted model, not a curated record. NCBI's taxonomy places the organism in Eukaryota, Fungi, Ascomycota, Eurotiomycetes, Eurotiales, Aspergillaceae. The transcript is spliced from 3 exons. Gene Ontology annotation, molecular function: monooxygenase activity; iron ion binding; heme binding. Bases 1 to 1563 code for a protein of 520 amino acids.
AUGAGCCACUUUGUUAGUGAGAUCGUUCGUUACGCACUCUACAAUUCCAGCCGCGCUGCUGCGGACAGUCUCUCACUCCGCAAGGCUACGACAACGGCUUUGUUGAUGGGGGUCACGUACUGCAUUAUGAUCGGCAUCUACCGCCUCACACUCCAUCCGCUCGCAAAGUAUCCCGGCCCUAAACUAGCAGCAGUGACGCGUCUGUGGCACUCGUACCAUCUAUGCAGGGGAGACAUUGUUUCAGCCCUUGCGCGAGCACACGAAAUACAUGGACCAGUCUUGCGGAUUGCGCCAGAUGAGGUGCUCUUUACCUCAAGUCGCGCAUGGGACGACAUCUACGGUGCGCGGCCAGGGAAGCCCGAGAUGGAGAAGGAUACCCCCCUCUACAAAGGCCCCACUGCGCCACAUUCAAUCGUGACGGUGGAUGGCGAGCUUCAUCGCUUGUACCGCCGUCUGCUGGUCAGGGGGUUCUCGGCUACUGCGUUGCGAGAGCAGGAGCCAGUGAUCCAACGCAACAUCAAUCUACUGAUAGAGAAGCUGCAUGAAGAAGUAACAGCCGGAAAGACACCUGAAAUGACGGCUUGGUUCAACUAUGCGACAUUCGACCUGAUCGGGGAGCUUGCAUUUGGCGAAACCUACGGGUGCCUCGAGAACUCACACUACCACCCUUGGGUGGAAAUGAUUCUGGAGGUGAUGAAACUACGCGCUGUGACACAUGCUGUGGGGUACUAUCCAUGGAUAUUCCAUCUCCUGAUGUGCUUCGUCCCCAGGUCCCUGCGUGAGAAAUUCGUCACACACCGCAAGUGCACCCAUGACAAGGUGCAGCGUCGAAUGGAACGAAAGAUCCAUUACAAGGACCUGGCCACCGACCUGUUCGAUCCACAAAACGGGCUGGAACGAUACCAGAUCGAUGGGAUCUGCUCCACCCUCAUCAUCGCCGGCAGCGAAACGACAUCCACUGCUCUGAGUGCCACGCUGUACUUCCUGACGCAGAACGAAAAUGCCAAGCGCAGAGUGAUUGGAGAGAUCCGGAGCAGAUUCAACCGCGUUGGAGAUAUGAACUCGAUCCGCGUGAAUCAGCUGCAGUAUCUGAGCGCAUGCAUCAACGAGGCGCUACGGAUCUUCCCUCCCGGUCCGGCUGUCUUUCCACGCCGUGUCCCUCAGGGUGGCGAUUUCAUCGACGGGCAUUGGAUCCCUGGUGGUACCCAAGUGGGGAUUGCGCACUUUUGCAUCAAUCGAAGCCGCCGAAACUUCAUCGACCCAGACAAAUUCAUCCCGGAACGAUGGCUCGGGGAUGUCGCGUACCAGACCGACGAUCGCCACGCCAUGCAAGCGUUCAGCUACGGUCCUCGUAACUGCAUCGCUCAUAAUCUCGCCCAUUUGGAGAUGCGCCUGGUCCUGGCUCGGCUGAUCUGGGAGUUUGAUUGGGAACUAACCCCUGGAUCGGAGGGGUGGGAAGAUGCGUUGGUCUUCAAUGUCUGGAGGACCAAGCCGUUGAAGAUUAAAUUUACCCCGGUCAUACGCUGCGGUCCGAGAGAGAGGAUAGAGGUGAAGGCAGCCUGA